AUGCCAAGAAAAGAAAGAAAACAAAAGAAGAUAAUUCUGGUUGUUGACAAGGAAGAAAAAGAUGUGUUUAAUUCAUCAUUAGAUCACAUAAUAAUUGGUUCUUGGUCAGCUAAAGCUUUUGAAGAGGCUAAAAGAUUAUACAAUAAUGUUAAUGUAGUGAUUGAUGCUAAAAUUUAA
Entrophospora candida is the source of this 177-nucleotide messenger RNA. The record is from the annotation of a GenBank genome assembly. NCBI's taxonomy places the organism in Eukaryota, Fungi, Glomeromycota, Glomeromycetes, Entrophosporales, Entrophosporaceae.